AGUUCUAUAGGUUGUACAAAUUUCAACAAGCUCUUGCUCAUUUACAAAUCCUUCAUUUUACACUUAUGAAUUGGUUCUGGGUCAAGAAUUCAACAAUUUACAUCGCAAAAAAUCCGUUUCAGACAGUUAUCACAAUAUUACCCUGGUAUUUGGCAUUACCGCCAAUUAUCGCUUUCACGAUGGUUAAUGGG
Molecule: messenger RNA, 191 nt
Organism: Scutellospora calospora
Lineage: Eukaryota; Fungi; Glomeromycota; Glomeromycetes; Diversisporales; Gigasporaceae
Source: the annotation of a GenBank genome assembly